Molecule: messenger RNA, 684 nt
Organism: Acanthosepion pharaonis
Lineage: Eukaryota; Metazoa; Mollusca; Cephalopoda; Sepiida; Sepiidae
Source: the annotation of a GenBank genome assembly
AUGCUUACUAUUACUCAUUCAUUACUUCCUUUUUCCCUUUCUUUUCCAUGGCCUCUCUCUAUCUCACUUUUUAUAAGAACCUGGCCACCCGUGACUUUUCUUCUUCCCCACCUUCUCUUUUUCUUCUCUCUUGCUUUCCCUUCUCCUUCCACCUUCUUUAUACAUCCAACUUCUUUAUAUAGCCACCUUCUUUAUACAACCAGCUUCUUUAUACAGCCAGCUUCUUUAUACAUCCACAUUCUUUAUAUAGCCAGCUUUUUAUACAGCCACCUUCUUUAUACAGCCACUUUUUUUAUACAGCCAUCUUCUUUAUAUACCAGCUUCUUAUACAGCCAUUUUCUUUAUACAGCCAAAUUCUUUAUACAGCCACCUUCUUUAUACAGCCAGCUUCUUAUACAGCGACCUUCUUUAUACAGCCAAAUUCUUUAUACAGCCACCUUCUUUAUACAGCCAUUUUUAUACAGACAGCUUCUUAUACAGCCACCUUCUUUAUACUGCCAACUUCUUUAUAUAGCCACUUUCUUUAUACAACCAUUUUCUUUAUACAGUCUAAAUGGAUCCUUCCUAUCUAUCUAUCUAUCUAUCUAUCUUUAUCUGUUCAUAUCUAUGUAUGUCUGUUCAUAUCUAUCUAUCUAUCUAUCUAUCUAUCUAUCUAUAUCAAUAUUUUCAUAUCGCUCCACCUGA